AUGGACGCCAUCGACUCCGUGGUGGACCCCCUCCGCGAGUUUGCCAAGGACAGCGUCCGCCUCGUCAAGCGCUGCCACAAGCCCGACCGCAAGGGUAAGGACCAAAGACUCGCACCUGCUCGUCUAGAUCCGGUUCGUUUUCCUCUUUCACCAGAUCUGACGCUGAUUGGGCGUGCAGAGUUCACCAAGGUGGCGGCGCGGAUGGUGAUCGGGUUCGUCGUCAUGGGGUUCGUCGGCUUCUUCGUCAAGCUCAUCUUCAUCCCCAUCAACAACAUCAUCAUCGGCUCCGGCUAG
Messenger RNA from Triticum turgidum subsp. durum (durum wheat), 294 nucleotides. The record is from the annotation of a GenBank genome assembly. NCBI's taxonomy places the organism in Eukaryota, Viridiplantae, Streptophyta, Magnoliopsida, Poales, Poaceae.